AUGUUUCUCAACGGAAAGGAAGAACCUCUAGACGAUAAACUGCGCUCCGAUUUUAACACCGCCUAUUUAGAACUUGGGGGCAUGGGAGAACGUGUACUUGGGUUCUGCGAUUUCCUUCUCCCAGCCGACAAGUAUCCCAAAGGCUACGAGUUCGACAUAGAAAGGAUAAAUUUCCCACUGAAAGGACUACGCUUCGUCGGGUUGAUGUCGAUGAUUGAUCCACCGCGUGCGGCUGUGCCAGAUGCUGUCGGAAAAUGUAGAUCUGCUGGGAUCAAAGUCGUUAUGGUCACUGGAGAUCACCCGAUUACUGCGAAGGCUAUCGCGAAAUCUGUGGGAAUUAUCAGUGAAGGAGCUGAGACUGUAGAAGAUAUUGCAAUUCGUCGUGGUAUUCCCGUUGAGGACGUUGAUCCAUGUGAAGCAAAGGCAGCUGUAGUGCAUGGUUCAGAUUUAAGGGAGAUGAGUGAGGAUCAGUUGGCAGAGGUUAUCCGUAACCACUCGGAGAUUGUAUUUGCUCGGACAUCACCACAGCAGAAGUUAAUGAUCGUAGAAGGUUUCCAACGACAAGGACAGAUUGUAGCUGUGACGGGCGACGGUGUUAACGACUCGCCUGCUUUGAAGAAGGCUGACAUUGGUUGGUUUGAGUUUUAA
Molecule: messenger RNA, 648 nt
Organism: Strongylus vulgaris
Lineage: Eukaryota; Metazoa; Nematoda; Chromadorea; Rhabditida; Strongylidae
Source: the annotation of a GenBank genome assembly